Molecule: messenger RNA, 993 nt
Organism: Serendipita indica DSM 11827
Lineage: Eukaryota; Fungi; Basidiomycota; Agaricomycetes; Sebacinales; Serendipitaceae
Source: the annotation of a GenBank genome assembly
AUGGCUUCACUCCCUCCGUCUGAGAUCCCCGCUAGGAUCGCUCCGGUGAAGCCAAUGGAUGCACAGACGCUCCUUGAUAUUCUUGCAGACAUUCAGAGAUGGCGCUAUGGGUUUGGUGCUGGGACGACGGUGCUCUUCUACGACUUGUUGCUCACUUUCGACAAGGAGCUAGAUUAUAUCUGGCGAAAAGGUUUCACAGGGUUAUCUGUUCUCUAUCUAAUGAAUCGAUAUUUAUUCCUCCCGUUUAUUGUCCUGACAGCUUACGAAUUCAGCAAUCUCCGGCCUAGUGGCGUUCUUGCCAUCUCGACUUGGCUGCUCUCCUUGCGCGUCAUCUCAUUGUAUCAUCGCCAAAGACGAAUCGUCUUGUCCAUCUACAUCCUUUACGCGAUAGUACACGGAACCUCGUUUGCGUUCAACGUCACAUUCGCUCAGGAUGCUUAUCCAACAAUCCAAUACUCGACGGACAUUUCCCUCUGCAGAUCUAUUGCCAAUGUGGCGCUGAUCCGAGGUGGAUAUUUUACACCAGUUGUUGUAUUAGAGCUAUACAUUCUUAUACUGCAGAUCAUGCAUCAUUACCGACGACGCGAGCAUGGGAUCAAAGCACAUCUCAGCUCUUUUGAUCUCGUGCAAGCACUCUACCGUGACGGGUAUAUGUACCUGUUACUAACCUUGCUUCUUCGACUUUCAACAUCCUUGAUCAAUCAGAUUGGCAAAGGUGCUGGGCUCGCAAAGAGUCGAACAGAGUUUCCACUGACGAUUGUGUUUGCUAGCCGGUUUCACCUUCGGCUGCAGGAACACAUUCACCGGCCACCGGCAUCGACCAGCGAAUUUGCCACGAUCACUCACAGUUCUGAUAUGGAAUCUACACAACGAUAUACAAGUCCCAACUAUCAAAGGACGAAUGGUCACGGUCAAUUGGGAGAGAUUGCCCUCUCGACGUACUCACACUCAAAGGCUUGGCCGUUAGCCGAUGAUACGAGGUCGGCAAGAUAG